Messenger RNA from Gopherus evgoodei (Goodes thornscrub tortoise), 4457 nucleotides. It is a transcript of the gene SLC37A2, whose product is annotated as solute carrier family 37 member 2. Gene Ontology annotation, cellular component: endoplasmic reticulum membrane. Lineage: Eukaryota; Metazoa; Chordata; Testudines; Testudinidae. Gene Ontology annotation, molecular function: glucose 6-phosphate:phosphate antiporter activity. The coding region runs from base 104 to 1636 and encodes 510 amino acids. Gene Ontology annotation, biological process: glucose-6-phosphate transport; phosphate ion transmembrane transport. The transcript has 17 exons. The record is from RefSeq and is a predicted model, not a curated record.
UGACCCAGCGGCAUGUGCCCGGCCGCCGGGCUCCAGCGGGGCAUUUAAAUGGCAGCGCCCGCGGGGCCUGCAGCAGAGCUCGCUCCUCUCCGCGCCCGGCAGCAUGAGAUCGUCGCUGGCUCCCGGGAUCCGCCUCAUCCGGGCUCUGCCCCGGGACAGCUGGUAUCGGGGGCUAACGCUUGUGCUGACAUUCGUGUUUUAUGCCAGUUUCCAUCUCUCUCGCAAACCCAUUAGCAUUGUGAAGAGUGAGCUGCACACCAAUUGCUCUUCUCUGGAAAAGAUUCCCCCCAAUGACACCAACAGCACCACGUGGUGUGACUGGGCUCCCUUUGAUCAGGCUAACUACAAUGAGCUUUUUGGUGCCCUGGACAAUGCCUUCUUGGUUGCCUAUGCCAUUGGAAUGUUUAUCAGUGGCAUCUUUGGUGAGCGCCUCCCACUACGCUAUUACCUGUCGGGAGGGAUGGUGCUGAGUGGACUGUUCACUUCCUUGUUUGGCCUGGCCUACUUCUGGGAAAUCCACGUUCUCUGGUACUACAUCAUCAUCCAGAUCUGCAAUGGUUUGGUGCAGACGACUGGCUGGCCAUCCGUGGUGACGUGCGUUGGGAACUGGUUCGGAAAGGGGAAGAGAGGUCUGAUCAUGGGCAUCUGGAAUUCCCAUACCUCUGUAGGAAACAUCCUGGGGUCCCUAAUCGCUGGAGUGUGGGUUUCGUCAGCCUGGGGCCUGUCUUUCAUCGUGCCUGGAAUCAUCAUUGCAAUCAUGGGAAUCGUCUGCUUCUUGUUCCUCGUUGAAUAUCCUGAAGACGUUGAUUGCAGCCCACCUCUGCACCAUACGGAAUCAGAGGAAUCAGAGGAGAAAGACCCUGAAGUGACGCUCUCCGCUGAUGAUGGGAGCUGUAGCCGAGAAAACACUAUCGAUUCUUCAGAGUAUCCCAAAGAACCAGCUGAGCAGCCAGGAGCCAUCAGCUUCUUAGGAGCCCUCAGGAUACCCGGUGUGGUGGAGUUCUCCUUAUGCCUGCUGUUUGCAAAGCUGGUCAGUUACACUUUCCUCUACUGGCUGCCUCUCUACAUUGUGAAUGUUGCUCACUUCAGCGCUAAGGAGGCUGGGGACCUGUCCACGCUCUUUGAUGUUGGCGGCAUCCUAGGAGGCAUUCUGGCUGGUCUCAUAUCGGACUACACUGAUGGCAGGGCCACCACAUGCUGUGUGAUGCUGAUAGUGGCUGCUCCUAUGCUAUUCCUGUACAAUCACGUUGGCCAGAAUGGAAUAGGCAGUUCAAUAGCUAUGCUAAUUGUAUGUGGUGCCCUGGUGAAUGGGCCGUAUGCUCUCAUUACGACAGCGGUUUCAGCUGACUUGGGAACUCAUGAGUGUCUCAAAGGAAAUGCAAAAGCCCUGUCCACUGUUACAGCCAUAAUUGAUGGGACUGGAUCUGUAGGUGCUGCUCUGGGCCCCCUGCUGGCAGGGCUGAUCUCUCCCACUGGCUGGAACAAUGUCUUCUACAUGCUAAUAACAGCGGAUAUCUUGGCUUGCCUGUUCCUUUCCCGGGUGGUGUAUAAAGAGAUUAAAGGAUGGUGUGGCUGCUACACAAGAAAAAGAGGGUAUGUGCUUCUAAAAUCCCAAGUUUGUUGUGUAUUUCUAUGACUGUUCUCAGAUCUCCUGUAACACUGGCAGAGAAGCCUUCACUUCCAGCAAAAUAUGCAGGUAUGGUACAUGCUGAGUGCACAUAGGAGUUUUAGAUCUAAAGUAGGUGACAUUGAAAAAGGAAACUUACUGUACUUGGGUAAUUUACGUCUGCUGCUGCAUUCCCUGCAUUUAGAAUGGGAAGCACCCCAAAUGCUGCUAUAAAUGUUUUGUCUUUGUCCAGUCUUUGAUGGAACCCCCUGUACAAUGAAUGCCUCCCCACCCCCUAUCCUAUCCCCCAAGCAUGCCCAAAAGGACACCUAGAGCCUGGGCCACAGAAGAACCCAGGGAGAGUUAUGACUGUUCUAAUGACCCAAGGCUUCUACCUCCAGCCCUGCAAAACCCUAUUAAUGUGUUCUAAAUGAAUUGUCCUUGUGUGUCUUCUUAGCUCUUCUGUGGCACUAACACACGCAGUAGUGUUGGAUGGGAAAUAGUUUGUAUUGUGAGUAUCUUUGCUAUUUUGCUGCUGCAGCUAAUUCCAUCUGCAAUUUAUCCUGAUUUUUCUUUCUUGGCAUUUGUGGGGUAAACUUGAAGGUGUCUGUUCCGUGGCUAACUAAAGAAGAGUAGAGACCCAAGGCACAGUAGUCAUACAACGGACUUCUAAGGGAACAGCUUCCAAAGAAAAGAAUCCAAUAUGUCCAUCUCCAGUGCCUGACUGUGAGAGCGGCACAUGCUGUGCUCUGGGUCAUAAUUGCAGAGUAGUGGGGCUAACUGACCAGAAGACUGUCUGGAAAUGUCCAAACACACACUGAUCUGGACACCAAAUUUUUAGUCCUAGAGUAUAAGGCCAGAAAGGAUCAUCAGAUCAUCUUGUCUGACCACCAAUGAGUGUGUUAAACUAACAAACUACAAGUGGCCAAGUACAUAGCCCCACUGCUCCUGUAAUCUUGCCAGUGAAUCUAAUGAUAAAAAUAGAAAUGUAAUGCUGUACCAAUCAAAGUAAUUUCCAAGCCUGUGUAAAAUGAAGGUAACAAUCAUGUGUCUUGUCCUGGAGUCAACAGAAAUUGAUGAGAUUGUAGACUAUAUUUCUCAGAGGCCAUUUUUGCUCUUUACCUGACAAUCCCAGGGCAGCUCGUGGUGGUGCAGGGCUGCGCUUUGCCAAGGUGUGUUCUUGCCAUGCUCUCAGGAGUCUGGUACACUAUAUCUUGAUUAUGUUUACAGGUAAACAGCUUUUUUAGUAGCCAUGUUCUGGGCCCCUGUGUUACGGUAAGUCUGGCCCAAGUCUCCUCCUCAGCCCUGGUGCAGGGUAAUAAGACUCCUGCUUUCAUGUCUCGGCUAUCUUGUCACAAAGGGCCCAGUUCUAGCUUCUCCAACCUGAAUCAGCUCCCUUUGGGAGUGAUGGGAGUGACGUGUGCCCAUCUGCCAGCGGAAAUGGGCCCCAGGGAGAAUGUGUUGUGAGCAGCUCUGGCUUUGGGAAUGUGCCACUCUGCGCUUGCUGGGUCCACCAAAGGGUGGCAAACCUGCUUCCUUUAUGUUGGUCAGUCAGGAUGAUGCUUCAGGCUCUGUUUAGAGCCCUUUGGUGUCUGAGGCUCCAGUCUGAUCCCUUGGGAAGGGCAUAUGGUGGGCUCAGCCAGCUAAUGGCAGCUGGACCUCAAUUUAUAUCUGGCUGGUUCUGCCUUCUGGAGAGAGUCACCUCAACAGCAGCCUGGAAAAGCAGGGCUAUAGCCAGGGUGCCUCUUGUUGCAUUUUAUGAGACAAGGUUCCCUUUUUUCAGGGCUUGUGAGCCUGGCACAGCAGGGAGAACUGGGCCAGAAAGCUGUGGGUUCAAGUCUCCGCAGUGUGAUUCUGGCUCAUUCUCAGCGAUAGCUGUGAAGAAGCAAGGAGAGGGAGGAAUGCUGCAGUGCAAGAGCUGCAACCUUCAGCUAAGACAAAGGCCCAGAUCCCCACAGGGACAUAGGCAUUGCAACACCGAACUUUUAGGCACCUAGAAAUCCCUGGAACUAAAACAGGAUCCACAAAGCCUGAGUUAGGUGCUAGUUUCCCUAUGCAAUGAAUGGGGUGUGGGGAAGGCGCUUAAGAAUGGGACCAACAAAAGCCAGCCUCUCCUCCUGUGGAUCUGGCCCGACAGUACUAUCCCAUCUGCCAGCCUUUGGGGGUUGGGCUAGGAAGUUGGGACAGUCAGCUCUGUCCCCAAAUUCCCUCUCAGCAGAAGGUUCUAAUGUCUAAAGCUGAGGCCCAUGUGGUCACUGAGGUCUGUCUCACUAUCUGCAUAGUCACUGCAGUGCUGGUAUCUCCUUAUGUCGGGACCCCCAGCCUCUGGAAGGUGCUGCAGCCACCUCAGCCCCUGGGUGGUCCUUGCAUGUCCCUCUUGGGUUGUUUCUCAGACUCUUACCAUUUAGUUCCCCACUGGAAUCAAAUUAACAGCUGUGAACUGCUUUCUGCUCUCUGGGACACACACUAGGCUCUUGCGUUAGCAGGAACCAAAAUGGGGGCGGUAUCUCUGCUGCCCUCUCUCCCUGCUUGCUCCUUUGGUUCUUUCCCUUGCACAAGGACUCCGUGGGUCUAAAACUUGGCAGGUGAGGUGAGCUGGGUGAGGGCUAUGCAAAGGGGCAGGAUGUAAGUACCAGUGACUUGGCUUUGGAUUCUGGCACACUGCAAUUCUUGAACAAUCUCCAUCGGAGCAAAGUUCCAUCUAUCCCUGACUGUAUCUGAGCACCUGGGAAGCGGUGGCUAGUAAGGCUUAAAAGUGCUUUGGAAGCGUAUCGAAUGUAAUUAAACUCAUGAAAAUAAACUGUUCCUUGGCAGGCACCUGCCUGGCCACACUCCAUGGGCUGUGCUCUAA